Messenger RNA from Thamnophis sirtalis, 1281 nucleotides. The record is from RefSeq and is a predicted model, not a curated record. NCBI's taxonomy places the organism in Eukaryota, Metazoa, Chordata, Lepidosauria, Squamata, Natricidae.
CUCCAACGCCCAUUUUCUCACCUAGAUUCGCAUGGAUCUAGGGGGUUGGACUAGAAGACCUCUAAGGUCCCUUCCAAUUCUAUUCGGAUGGAUGGAUGGAUGGAUAAAUGCUGUCUCCGUUAGCAAACCGCUCACACUUCCAAGAGAGAGAGAGAGGAAAAAACUCCCCCAAAAAAGAGAGUAACCCAAAUCCGCAUUCUGGCAUCUUUGCAUUUUAAAGGUAGAUUGCUCUUGAACAAGGAAGCUCCGUGCAGCACCAAAGACCAGAUUUGUCCAUUUUCGGAGACCGGUGGCUUAGCUUUUUUCGGCAAACCAGCCUUUUGAGGGUGUUGCCCGUCCUGCUUACCUUCUUUGCCCAUCCUCUGCCAGUGAGUUAUCCGCCAGCCGUUGGCCUCCAUGGCUCUCUGCCCAUAGUCUGCUACCUCUCCAAGGACUCCCAUCUUGAGCCAGCCGCCUGUAGAAGCCGGUACAGUGAUGCGCCGGACGACGGUUUUGGCCCUGGUCUCCAUCGUCUUGCUUUACCUGGGGAUGGGCGCUGUCGUCUUCCGGCUGCUGGAGCAGCCUCACGAAGCGGUCCAACAGGUGAAGAUCCAGGCCUACCUGGAGCACUUCCUGAAGGCGCACGAGUGCGUGGCAGUAGAAGACCUGGAGGAGCUGAUCCAGCAAAUCAACGAGGCGACGGGGGCUGGCGUGGAUCCAGCGGUCAACGGUAGCAAUGCCAACACUUCUCGCUGGGAUAUGGACAGCGCGUUUUUCUUCGCCGGCACCGUCAUUACCACAAUCGGGUUUGGAAAUAUCUCGCCCAAGACCAGAUAUGGCCAACUUUUCUGCAUCUUUUACGCCCUGGUGGGAAUCCCUCUUUUUGGGAUGCUGCUUGCCGGGGUUGGAGAUCAGCUGGGAUCCUCCCUUAGGAAAGGCAUCGGAAAAGUGGAAGAUAUUUUCCUGAAAUGGCAAGUCAGCCCCACCAUCGUGCGCAUCCUUUCAGCCCUGUUGUUCAUCCUGAUCGGCUGCCUGCUCUUCGUCUCGUUGCCCACCAUCAUUUUCCAGUACGUGGAAGGCUGGACCCUCCUGGAGAGCGUCUACUUUGUGGUUAUCACCCUGACCACGGUGGGCUUUGGGGACUACGUGGCAGGUGACAUGGGAAGCAGAGCCUAUUUCUGGUACCAACCGCUGGUGAUUGUCUGGAUUCUCCUGGGAUUGGCCUACUUCGCUUCCAUUCUGACCAUGAUUGGCAACUGGCUGCGGGUCUUGUCCAGGCGCACGAGAGCCGAGGAAAUUUGA